UAUUCACCAAAUCUAGUACUUUUAGUCUUUAUCCUUUUGGUUCCCUGUGGGAUAUAAAUAGGUUAUUUAAGCUUCAGGGCCUCUUGCCUGCAGGGGCCUGUAAAUAUUUACAUUGUUGAAUAGAUUUGUAAGGUUGGAAAAGUAAAAAAUUUUUGUAUUCUUGUUCUCAAGCUUCAGUCCUAACAAACCUGGAUUUGCCACUUUAUAAAGGGGGGUCUCCUGAAUUCAUAUAAAAAAUUCAUCAGAUUCUGUUAUAGCCAAUAGAGGUAACAAAAUAGGGCAUGGCUCCUUCCAACUUGGUCACAGUCAGGAUUGACCAAAGAAAUUGUAUUCUUUUCAUGCCCAGGUCCUCGGUCUGCUCAUGAUUAUAGGUUCAGGAACUAGAUUUUAAGCAGCUUGACCAAGGUGAUCAAGCACUGGAAGAUUAAUUCAUGCUAACCAAGCUCACAAAAGAUGAUUUAUAAAUCAGAAUAUUUAUUUCUUGGUAUACAAGAAGGAAUUCAUUCCUUAAUAUUGACUAUGGUUAUAAAUAUCUGCUGUUCCAGGACAUUCUCUUAAUUGGAUCAAAGUGUUCUAGAGACCAAAUAUGAUUGUAAAACGUUUAGUCUUCAUUUCUUUUAAUAAAGAUUUAUAUGAUCUCCACACCCAUCGAGGGGCUGGACUCAACGACCCACCUGAGAUCAAGAUCAAGUUGCGUGCUACCGAACUAAACCAGCCAGGCUCCCGUAGUCUUCAUGAUAUAAUAUGAAAAUAACUGAAUGCUUAAAGCCUCUCGUUGGAGGGGUAUGGCCUAAACCCCAACCUACUUGAUCAAGUAGGUUUCUUGUGUGACUCAAGCCUGUGCAUCAUUCUGACCUACCAGUCUUCCCUAGUCACGGAUCUAGCCUUAAGGCACGGUCUGUUCCUUGAUUCUAUCUCACCCCCAAGUGCACCCUAUUUGGCUGCCACACGGCCGUAUUGCACACAUUUCUUCUAGUUCCCGUGACGCCCUAGCCCUUGUUUCAUUCAUGGUCUUUCUCCCUCUUCCAUUAUCUCCUCAAAGUGUGUCCCUCGCUUUCAGUGCCCAGGCUGUCCUCCUCGAGGCCCCUCCUAACGUCACGUGUGUUGUCACCUACUUAUUUUCACCUUGCCUCACCUACUAAUCAUCACCUCCGAGGCUGUCACCCUCAUCACCUACCUGGCCCGGCCUGGCCCCACUGCUCCGACCGGAAAGGAAGCGUCGGAACCUUCCCGGGUGAGAGCACCCGGAGCCGGUCCCACUCACCGCCCCAGCAGGGAAGCUGUGAGGAACGCUUCAUCGCCCUCUGUGCCUGUCUCCCCCUUCUGUUUUCUCCCAAUCCCACAAAACCACCACCCCUUUUAUUCUCUCUGUGAGCACCGGAAUCGCCUCUUGCCCUCAGUUGCGAGGAGAGGUCUCCCGGCAAAAGCAGAAAGGUGCCUCUCUAUUUACGAAUUGAAGUGUAAGUGGAUGCUGGCGUCUGCGCUUCAGUGAACCGAACCCCGGCCAAGCCCCAGGUGAAGGGGCAGGGUGGUUGGCGCUGAGCCAAUCGUAGCUCGUAACGACAGGGCCCAGCCAAUCAGGACACGGGAGGCUUGGCGCACUCAGGGCGGGCCCGGGUGGGUGAGAACCCGCCCCCUUGCAGCUGGGUGGCCAAAGCCUUCGCCCAGGGCUUGUUGGAGCCACGCAGGUUCACAGACUCCAGGGACUGGGCACCCUGAGAGCUGGGAGACGGUGCCCUCCCACCCAACUAAUUUCUUUACGGGCCUCGGCCUUAACAGGCGUGUUGGUGCCUGCCGUGGACGCGUUCUGACCUGGGCUGGAGACCGUGCCUAUGGUUGGGCCAGAGUGAGGUCGUUGCCUUGACGACGGCAGCAUGCGGCCCGCGGUCCUCCUGCGUGUGAGCCUGUGGCAGGCCGAGGCCAAUCUGCCUCCCUGCCUGAUUCGCCCCGGACCUGUGACUGUGUCCACAGACGAAAUCAGACCAGCUUCGGAACUGCUAGUUUGCUAGUCAGCAUCUUUUAGACCUGCGAGCGAGAUGCAUUUCACCUCAAAUUUGUUUCCAAGUUGAAAACCUUUGGGUCUUUCCAUAUGAAAGGAUUUUAAAGAAACAAAGAAGAACUCCUACCAGUUUUGAAUUAAAAUGGAAAAAUAUGAGAACCUAGGAUUGGUUGGAGAAGGGAGCUAUGGAAUGGUGCUGAAGUGUAGGAAUAAAGAUAGUGGAAGAAUCGUGGCCAUCAAGAAGUUCUUAGAAAGUGAUGAUGACAAAAUGGUUAAAAAAAUUGCUAUGCGAGAAAUCAAGUUACUAAAGCAACUGAGGCAUGAAAAUCUGGUGAAUCUGUUGGAAGUGUGUAAGAAAAAAAAACGAUGGUACCUAGUCUUUGAAUUUGUUGACCAUACAAUUCUUGAUGACUUGGAACUCUUUCCCAAUGGACUAGACUACCAACUGGUUCAAAAAUAUUUGUUUCAGAUUAUUAAUGGAAUUGGAUUUUGUCACAGUCACAAUAUCAUACACAGAGAUAUAAAGCCAGAGAAUAUAUUAGUCUCCCAGUCUGGUGUUGUCAAGUUAUGUGAUUUUGGAUUUGCACGAACGUUGGCAGCCCCUGGGGAAGUUUAUACUGAUUAUGUGGCAACCCGAUGGUACAGAGCUCCAGAACUAUUGGUCGGUGAUGUCAAGUAUGGCAAGGCUGUUGACGUAUGGGCCAUUGGUUGUCUCGUAACUGAAAUGCUCAUGGGGGAACCCCUUUUUCCUGGAGAUUCUGACAUUGAUCAGCUAUAUCAUAUUAUGAUGUGUUUAGGUAAUCUAAUUCCACGACAUCAGGAGCUGUUCUAUAAAAAUCCUGUGUUUGCUGGAGUAAGGUUGCCAGAAAUCAAGGAAACAGAACCUCUUGAAAGACGCUAUCCCAAGCUCUCUGAAGUUGUGAUAGAUUUAGCAAAGAAAUGCUUACAUAUUGACCCAGACAAAAGACCCUUCUGUGCUGAGCUCCUCCAUCAUGAUUUCUUUCAUAUGGAUGGAUUUGCUGAGAGAUUUUCUCAGGAACUACAGUUAAAAGUACAGAAAGAUGCCAGAAAUAUUUCUUUAUCUAAAAAAUCCCAAAGCAGAAAGAAGGAAAAGGAAAAAGAUGAUCGCUUAGGUGAAGAGAGAAAAACGCUUGUGGUACAGGAUACCAAUGGUGAUCCCAAAAUUAAAGAUUCUAAAGUAUUUAAAAUAAAAGGAUCAAAAAUGGAUGGAGAAAAAGUUGAAAAAGUCAGUCGAGCUUCAAAUGCCAGCUGUCUCCCUGACAAUGGAAUGAGUCACAUCGGAACGGUGCCUUCUACAAGCCUCCGAGAUUGCAGCAAUAGUAGCAUGGGUCACACUAGAAAUCCAGGCGUGGCAAUCCCUCCACUCAUGCACAAUCUUUCUGCAGUGGCUCCCAGUAUUAAUUCUGGAAUGGUGACUAUCCCAGGAGUUCAGAGUUACAGAGUGGAUGAGAAAACCAAGAAGUAUUGUAUUCCAUUUGUAAAACCAAAUAAACAUUCUCCAUCAGGCAUUUAUAAUAUUAAUGUGACCACAUCAGUCACUAGUGAAAAGAGCCUACUUCAGGCAAGUAAGAAAAAAAGAGAAUACUCCAAGACAGAUGUCCGCUUGCCUGAACUAAACUAUAAUCAUCUCCCUGAACUAAGAGCCUUAGAAGGCAUAGCUCGAAAUUCCAGAUUAAUAAAGAAAGAGAACAAAAAUCUCUCAGAAUCUCGAAUUCCUUCCCUGGCCACUAUUGACUUGCACACGCCCAAUAUCGCAUUACAUCAGGUACCAGGAUCUCCCCUGUCAGAUGAUUCAGAGGCCGAUUUGCGUCGGAUGGAAUACCAGCACUGAGAGUCAUUUUGGUUCUGAACUGGAUGCUGCUGUCGCCCUUGAGAUGACAUCCUCUUGCAACAAACUGCUGAUAUCCUACGAAGAGAGAUUCAUGGUUUUGUCCUUUACUUCUGAACUGCCUACAUUUUCUGAGGAAGACCUUGCAGAAGAAAAAAGACAAAAACUUCCAAGUGUUUCCAAGGAAGAUUGAAUAAGUCCCUCCCUGACUGCCCUCCUGUCACCUUUCAAAUUCACUGUUGCUAUUUCAAGAUAUAUCCAAUGGAAGAAUAGUGAUAUGGUUCUUGUUACAUGAAUGUGUAUUUACUAUUAGUAGAUUGUGCAUUUAAAAUUACCCAAGACUUAAAAUGAGUUUAAAAAGGGAGAAAGAAACAUUAUAAUGGUCAUGUUAUAUGAACUUUCUGUGUUAUCUGUAUUAAUGUGUACAUUUAUUUAGGAAUGGGUUUAGUGGAGGUAGGUGAUUAAAAACUAGGAUCAGUAAGAGAAAAUGUUUCCUUUACGCUAAUUUAACUAUAAAUAUACAUUUAAAAAGCUUGCUUCUUUCUCAGCUUUAAGGAGAUGUAAUUGCUCUCUAUGGAUAGAUGUAUGUCUUUGGUUUCUGUGAUUAUUGUUGUUGUUUGAUCAUUGUAUUAUGGGAAUCUGGCCUCUGCUAUCUUCUAAGAACCACACUAAUGCAAAUUUCUCAAAGAAACCUUUUAUGUCUAAUCAUUUAGUAUGACUCUGACCUUAGAUAGUCCUCUGUAUUAUAAGAUUGUGGUGCCAGUGUUCCUGCGUGCCGGAACAGGAUUGAAAUAAGAAUGGUGAAGGAGAAUUUUGUAGGUAUACCUUCAAGUUGAGGACUGUGCUUGUCAUUGAGCAAGGAAGUAUAUACAUAUAAAAUUAGGAGAUGGGAAGCUGGCUUACCGACCUACUUGGACUGACUACUUUUCUCUUGACCAGUUAUUGUUGAACUCCCCCCGAAUAGGCUUUGGGAAGGAAAUGUCCACUGUUAACGGAUUUCAUUCCUGUCUACUGAUGGUUUGAGGGUGAUAGCAGACAGAACAGGGAGGUGUUGCUGUCUUCUUGUUUCCUCAAACACUUUGGCCUUCCCAAAAGUUCUUCAUUAAUGGGUAAAACUAUCUACUUAGAGUCCACACAUCUUUUCUCGUGCCCCAGUCCAUGACUUUCAGGUGGGAAGCUUAAGCCGGUUUGGCUCUAGGUUUUUGGUUUCUCGUUUGCUGGUCAUACUCUGCAUUUAUUGUUUUAGAGAAUGGUUGUUAAGGGGACCAGAAUUUGUGUGGGUUUUUUGCCUUAACCAGUUAACAAUGUGUUGUUUUUUUUCCAAAAGGCGCUGACUGGAAUUUAGCCCAAGAAUUUAACUAGCACUUUUCUGUAUUACUCUGUGGAGCUUAAUAUUGAAAUUCUGACUUUAGAUACGUGGUCCUCAAAAGAGCAGGACAUUCAGGAGGUGGCAAAUUGAGGGAUUCCAAUGUAGAAGUCUAUAGGUGGUUCAAUUAAAAUUCGGUCUUGAUUUUUAACCUCUGAACAGAUGUUUGACAGAUUUGUACGACUAACAUGCUAGGCAAAAUUAAUGUGUAGGCAUUAAUAUACUUCACAUUGAGAUAUAAUUUUAUUUUUACUUUAAAAAGUAUUGCCAACAGACUGUACAGGGUGUGAAGCAGACAAUGCUUAAAAGCCAAGUGUCUUUACAGCUUAUUUUGAUGUUAUUUUUAUCUAACUAUCAGUGUGAACAUAUCACCUCAAUGUCUGAGGAUCUAGGAUUAAUUACCUUUUCAUUUCUAUAUUUGCUUUUGGUAUCUUUUGCCUGUUAAAACAUUUUGUGAACUUUAGAAUUAAGGAACUAAAUAUAAUUUACUGUAAGUGCAAGUUGAGACUCGAGGGUCACAUCUGGUUAGAACCUUGCAGAACUAUCUGAAAAAGAAGAUUUUGCAAACUGAGGCUAUAGUUACCGAACCAAAAAUAAUUCUUUUAGUUUAAGAUUACUUUGCUCUCUUUACAAGGAUAUGAUUAAACCUAAUAGGAAAUAUAUGUAUGUCUUGGUGGGGGGAAAUGGGCUUGCUGUGUGGUUGUAUGUUUUACAGUUAAUAAAUAUUAUAUCUUACUGA
Molecule: messenger RNA, 5953 nt
Organism: Ailuropoda melanoleuca (giant panda)
Lineage: Eukaryota; Metazoa; Chordata; Mammalia; Carnivora; Ursidae
Gene: CDKL2
Product: cyclin dependent kinase like 2
Exons: 14
Coding region: 2142-3851 (569 amino acids)
Biological process (GO): protein phosphorylation
Cellular component (GO): nucleus
Molecular function (GO): ATP binding; protein serine/threonine kinase activity
Source: RefSeq, a predicted model, not a curated record